CACAAACACAAUUUGCAUCUUUAAAUCUUAUACAAAUAAGAAUACAGUACAGUUAUCGGCACUUAUGAAGGAGGCCGAGUUGUGCGUCCAAAGUGUGUCAAAGAGAAAGAAUCUCUCUUUCUCUUUUUUUCCCCACUUUUUCAUCGGCGGACCUUUUGCUCGGCCACUCAGACAAAGAUACUGUUAUAUAUAUCUCGUCAUACACUCUUCUCUUGAAAUAUGCUUUACCGCGGGAAAAUCGGUGGGAUCUUUUGGCCCUGACAUUGCAAGCGCGCGCGCGCACAUGCUGAUAUCCUGCUUCCGCACACCACAUCGAUCGCCGUCCGCUUUCGCAAACGCAGUAUCGCGUCGACGGUCAACAGGGUAUCAUCAAUGCAAAUGACACCCCUUUUCUAGCUAGCGCUCGCCGGUAACUUCACUUUUCGAUGUGCUUCGUUUAGUUUUUAGUUGACCCGCGCAUAUUUAUAUAUUUCCUUAUCGAACCUCUUCUCGACCUCAUCCUUCGGUCUUCCAUUCGUUUGGCACCUCAAUUUUGAAGUUUCCGCAUUUGUGAUAACAUCAUCGUUGUUUAAUAAAUUCGUUGACUUCACUUAUCGCAAGGGUGAUAUUAUUUUUCUGUACCGUUUUUGCGAUAAAGAAAAUUCGCCCCGUUCAUGCAGCAUCGUUGGAUGAUUGAAACCAGAAGAAUCUAUUGUCAGUGAGAUCAAAUACAGAAUGGCAAUACUCAGCUGGGAGAAAAUAUUGCUAGUGAUAAUAGCGUUGCUCGGUUUGAGAAUACUUACAAAACUCGCUGUUUUAAUAUGGAAGAAAUUGGUCGCUCCGAAUCUUGGACUCGCAAUCGACCUGAGAACGCAAGGUAGAUGGGCGGUAAUAACUGGUGCGACAGACGGACUUGGCAAGGCGUUCGCCAAGGCGCUUGCCAAGAAAGGUCUGGACAUUGUCCUAGUCUCGCGAUCCAUGUCGAAGUUGAAAGACGCGGCUGCCGAAAUUGAACGGAAAUACCAAGUAGAAACCCGCGUUGUGGAAGCCGAUCUAACGGAGGGCCAAGUGGUUUACGCGGAAAUCGCCAAAACGACACAGGACCUGGAGGUUGGUGUCCUCAUUAACAACGCCGGCGCAAGUUACGACUAUCCCGAGCUAUUUACGCAUGUAUCGGAGGAUGUCCUUGCAAGAAUAUUGCAGCUCAAUGUAGCCGGCGUGACUGGGGUUGCAAGGACAAUAUUGCCUGGUAUGAUGGAACGACGAAAAGGAGUGGUCGUUAAUGUCAGUUCGACAACUGCAGCUAUCCCAAGUCCAUAUUUGUCAGUCUAUGCAGCUAGUAAAGCGUACAUUGCCAAGCUCAGCGCUGACUUAGCCGCGGAAGCGGCACCAAGAGGCGUAACUGUUCAAUGCAUCCUUCCAGGACCGGUCGCUACAAAAAUGUCCAAGAUAAAGAGAGCAACUUGGAUGGCACCUACGCCGGAGAAAUUUGUCGAGGCGACGUUGAAGACAAUUGGCAUCGAAUCGCAUACGACCGGAUAUCUGCCGCAUUCUCUUAUCAUCGGCGUUGUAAAUACGUUACGUUACACAUGUGAAACGGGUGCGGUGUGGCUAGUGACAAGAACAAUGCUCAAUAUAAGAGGACGUUCUCUUCGCAAAAAGGCAAAAGGCGAAAUAAACUCAUCACAGCACGAUACUUUAACCACAAGUUAAUUCUUAAAUUAAAUAUGCGCCUUUGUAAUGUUUCUGUUGUAACAGAGCGUACUAUUUUUUACAUUAUUCUUGAGAGAACACUUGUUCCAAUUAUUUUUCCAUUGUUAUAGUUACUAUAGAAGUUCUUUUUAAGAAAUGGUGCGGUUUUGUGAUUUUUGUUAUUAUUGUUGAAACAAU
Molecule: messenger RNA, 1869 nt
Organism: Linepithema humile (Argentine ant)
Lineage: Eukaryota; Metazoa; Arthropoda; Insecta; Hymenoptera; Formicidae
Gene: spidey
Product: hydroxysteroid 17-beta dehydrogenase 12 spidey
Cellular component (GO): endoplasmic reticulum
Molecular function (GO): oxidoreductase activity
Source: RefSeq, a predicted model, not a curated record